Mangifera indica (mango) is the source of this 3480-nucleotide messenger RNA. RefSeq names its product FT-interacting protein 7. Lineage: Eukaryota; Viridiplantae; Streptophyta; Magnoliopsida; Sapindales; Anacardiaceae. The coding region runs from base 153 to 3323 and encodes 1056 amino acids. The record is from RefSeq and is a predicted model, not a curated record. The transcript has a single exon.
UAAUCAGUCUCUAGAGACACAGAUACUUCUCUCUUUUUAUUCGCCAAACAAUUCUACACACAUAAACGAAACAUAUAAUGUCCCAUUGUCGAACAAGCCAGUCAGCAUAAGCUUUCGAUCGAUUUUUCCUUCUAUAAACCCUAAUUCAUCAGAUGGCUUCAUCUCGCAAACUGAUCGUAGAAGUUGUGGAUGCACGCGAUCUGAUGCCAAAAGAUGGACACGGCACUUCAAGUCCUUACGUUAUGAUUGACUACUACGGCCAACGAAAGAAAACUCGCACUGAGAUUCGUAAAUUGAACCCCUCAUGGAAUGAGGCUCUUGAGUUCAACGCGGGUAAGCCAUCAGAAGUUUUCAGUGACAUGCUUGAACUCGAAGUCUACCACGAUAAAAAUUAUGGACCUACCACGAGAAACAAUUUUCUCGGUAGGCUUCGUUUGAGUUCGAGUCAGUUUGUUAAGAAAGGAGAGGAAGCUUUGAUUUAUUAUAAUCUUGAGAGAAAAAGUUUACUGACUUGGGUACAAGGGAAAAUUGGGUUGAAGAUUUAUUAUGUUGAUGCUGUUCCAGUGCCGCAGCCGGGUCCUCCAACGGAAAAUAAUCCACCUGCUCCUGAAGAGGCGAAAGCUGAAGAAGCGAAGCGUAAUGAAAAGGUUGAAGCUUCUUCAAACCCUGAACCGUCACCUCCGGCUGAUGAGAAACCCGCUGAAGAACAGCCCUCAGGUGAAGCCAAAGCUGAAACUGAAGCUACAGGACAACCACCAGCUCCGGAAAAUGUGGCGCCUGAAGGGGAAAAGGAACCUCAACCUGACACGUCAUCACCACCACAACAAGAGCAACCUCCUGAAGGAAAAGAGCAAGAACCACCACAAAUCGCUCAAGAACAAAAUCUACCUCACCCAGUGCAAGAGCAAGGUGAUAUUGAGUUUGAUCUAAGUGGAUCCAAGUGGGGCCAGCCGGAAAUUACCUCCGAACAUGUGAUGGCGGCAGCGGCUUCCGGAUCACAGCCGCAGGUGAAAGCAGCUUCUCCUAUCAACGCUCCACGGCCAAUCUCAAGGACAAUGUCUGUGCCAAGCUUCGCCUCGGACUUACCGGAUAAUAUUUCCAUCGAACGGUCGUCGUUCGAUCUGGUGGAGAAGAUGCAUUACCUCUUUGUACGUGUAGUCAAAGCGCGGUUCUUACCCAUCAAUGGUAGCCCGGUUGUAAAGAUAUCAGUUGGAAACAACUGCACCGAAUCAAAACUAGCCCGAAAGACUUCGUUUUUCGAGUGGGACCAGACAUUUGCUUUCGGCCGCGACUCACCUGAAUCUUCUGUUUACUUAGACAUCUCCGUAUGGGACCCACCGAGAGGUGAAGUGUCAGAGAGAGGUAACUUCUUAGGUGGGAUUUGCUUCGACAUUACAGACAUCCCACUGCGGGAUCCUCCGGACAGCCCUUUGGCCCCACAGUGGUACAGGCUAGAGGGUGGUGAAGCCCACAAUGGAGACCUUAUGCUUGCCACGUGGGUUGGUACUCAGGCUGACGACUCAUUCCCUGAUGCAUGGAAAACCGACACAGCCGGUCACGUUAACUCUAAAGCCAAAGUUUACGUCUCACCAAAGUUGUGGUAUCUGAGGGCCACUGUAAUUGAAGCACAAGACAUUUUUCCGUCAGUAGCGGCGUUAAAAGAUGCUUCUUUCACAAUCAAAGCUAAGUUAGGCUUCCAGGUACAAAAGACCAAGGCUUCCUGUACACGUAACGGCACUCUGUCAUGGAAUGAAGAUCUUCUCUUUGUCGCGGCCGAGCCAUUGACAGACAAGUUGAAAUUUGAACUAGAAAACCGGCAACCUAAAGGACCAGUGACACUAGGGAUCACCACAGAGAUCCCACUUAAAAACAUAGAGAGGCGAGUUGAUGACCGGGUAGUUGCGUCUACAUGGUUCAGCUUUGAAAACACAACCAAUGAUAAGAGAGUUUACAAAGGUAGAGUCCAUUUAAGGUUAUGUUUUGAUGGCGGAUAUCACGUGAUGGAUGAGGCAGCGCUCGUGUGCAGUGACUACCGACCGACUGCGAGGCAGCUGUGGAAACCGCCGGUGGGAACCAUUGAACUCGGCGUGAUUGGAUGCAAGAACUUGUUACCUAUGAAAACGGUUUUCGGUAAAGGCACGGCAGAUGCUUACGUGGUAGCUAAAUACGCAUCCAAGUGGAUUCGGACACGUACGGUCUCUGACAGCUUGGAGCCACGCUGGAAUGAGCAGUACACGUUUAGGGUUUACGAUCCAUGCACGGUUUUAACCAUCGGAGUGUUUGACAGUUGGGGAGUCUUCGAAGCUGACAAUGUUAAUAAAGAAACGACACGUCCUGACUGUCGUAUUGGUAAGGUACGGAUACGUAUUUCUACCUUGGAGACGGGCAAAGUGUAUAGAAAUACGUAUCCGUUGCUUCUGUUGGGAAACAAUGGGACAACUAAAAUGGGUGAGAUAGAAUUGGCUGUAAGGUUCAUACGUUUGAGUCCAACGUUGGAUUUCCUACACGUGUACUCUCAGCCUUUGCUACCUUUAAUGCAUCAUAUAAAGCCGCUUGCGUUGGUCCAACAGGAAAUGUUGAGGAGCACAGCUGUGAAGAUCAUAGCCGCACACUUGACGAGAUCAGAGCCGCCGCUUAGGCAAGAGGUGGUGCAUUACAUGCUGGAUUUCGACUCCCACGCUUUCAGCAUGCGUAAAGUCCGUGCAAAUUGGUUCAGGAUCAUCAACGUGAUUGCGGGCGUGAUUGAUAUCAUGCGGUGGGUAGACAACACGCGCGCGUGGAAGAAUCCAACGGCUACUAUACUUGUGCAUGCAUUGCUGGUGAUGCUAGUGUGGUUCCCUGAUUUGAUUGUCCCCACACUAGCAUUGUACGUGUUCGUGAUUGGUGCAUGGAACUACAGAUUUCGAUCAAGGGACCCACUGCCACACUUUGAUCCGAAGCUCUCAUUGGCUGACACAGUUGAACGGGAAGAACUCGAUGAAGAGUUUGAUGCAGUGCCUAGUACCAGACCGAAUGAAGUGGUAAGGAUCAGAUACGACAAGCUACGGACGCUUGGAGCACGUAUCCAGACGUUAUUGAGUGAUUUCGCCACACAAGGAGAACGAGUGCAGGCAUUGGUGACGUGGAGGGACCCACGUGCGACGGGCAUAUUCGUAGUGUUAUGUUUGAUCGUGGCAUUGGUACUGUAUUUAGUACCGUCGAAAAUGGUGGCAAUGGCGUUUGGGUUCUACUAUCUCCGGCAUCCGAUGUUCCGUGAUCGGAUGCCAUCACCGGCGUUGAAUUUCUUCAGGAGGCUGCCAUCACUGUGUGAUCGAAUCAUGUAGUUUGAUAGGGAGGCGUCUGAAUUUUACCAAUUAGUAAUAGCCUUAAUUUUAUAUUUUAAAAGUAAUUAAUGUGUAAGUGAUAUAAAAAGCCUCCUUAUUAUUUCCUAAGAAAGCGGGAGACUAUUUAAGCAUUAAAUAAAUUUAAUUUCUAUAACAA